Molecule: messenger RNA, 1138 nt
Organism: Helianthus annuus (common sunflower)
Lineage: Eukaryota; Viridiplantae; Streptophyta; Magnoliopsida; Asterales; Asteraceae
Product: ethylene-responsive transcription factor 5-like
Exons: 1
Coding region: 156-839 (227 amino acids)
Biological process (GO): regulation of DNA-templated transcription; ethylene-activated signaling pathway
Molecular function (GO): DNA binding; DNA-binding transcription factor activity
Source: RefSeq, a predicted model, not a curated record
UGGAACCAACCCCCCUCAGUCCUCACUCCCUCCUCAAUCUCUAUCCAUUCUUCUUCCAAUAAUACAUAUAUAUAUCACUCCCUUCACUCCAUCUUUUCCACUCAAACAAUUCCAUUCGUUCAACAACAAUCAAUCUCUCUAAUUCCUUCACUCACAUGGCGUCACCAGACGAAUCUUCAGCCAUAGACUUCAUCCGUCAACACUUAGUUAUUGAAUCUGAAUAUCUCUUCGAUUCACCUACUUCUUCUUCAUCCUCUGUUUUCGACCAACAAUUCCAAUUCAACAUAAAACCUGAACCAAUUCUUCACUCAAACACAACUUUUCACGACCGAAAACCCACGCUAAACAUAUCAAUCCCGUUUCCUCCGCCGGUGACGGCGGAGACGGAGAGAGUGGAGGAACAACAACCACCGCGGCGUUACAGAGGAGUGAGACAACGGCCGUGGGGAAAGUUCGCGGCAGAGAUUCGCGAUCCGAACAAGAAAGGAUCUAGGGUUUGGCUAGGGACGUUCGACACCGCUAUAGAGGCGGCGAAGGCGUACGAUACGGCGGCGUUUAGGUUACGGGGUAGUAAAGCGAUACUAAACUUUCCGUUAGAAGUCGGUAAUUUAAAACAAACGGCGCCGGUGGUGGUGAAGAGUAACACUAACGGCCGUAAGAGGAUGGCGGGAGAUGUUGACGUGGAGGAGAGAGAAAGUCGGAAGGAAGUGAAAGUGGAAACGGAGAUGGUUGGGCCGUUAACGCCGUCGUGUUGGACGGCGGUUUGGGAUUGUUGUGAGGGUAACGGGAAAGGGAUAUUUGAGGUGCCGCCGUUAUCUCCUUUCCCAAUGGUUGUUUGAAGAUGAUUUAACGGCGUUUAGUAAAUGUGGAGCAGUUGACUUUUUACCGUUAGUGUCAUCCACAUCCCCAUCAGAAAAAUAAAAAAUAGAAAAACACGAAAGAAGGGGGUUGAGGUGUUAAGUGUACAAUGUACAUAGAGAAUAGCACGUUCUUGGUUCUUUUUAUUUUUUUAUAUGUUUUAUCGUGACAACUUAUUUUUUUAUAUGUUUUAUCGUGACAACAUAAAAGUACACCAAAAAGACCUUUAUUCCAACUUUAGAAAUAUUAUUAAUAAUAGUAAUCGUUUUGAGUUCUGAUA